Caenorhabditis remanei is the source of this 741-nucleotide messenger RNA. RefSeq lists its product as uncharacterized. The transcript has 5 exons. NCBI's taxonomy places the organism in Eukaryota, Metazoa, Nematoda, Chromadorea, Rhabditida, Rhabditidae. The record is from RefSeq and is a predicted model, not a curated record. Bases 1 to 741 code for a protein of 246 amino acids.
AUGUUUCCUCUCCUUGGCUUCUUCUUCUUCGCUCUGGAUACUACUGCCAGUACUCAGAUCUUCUCUGAGAAUGUUGGCAAGGUAGUCGUCACUCAGAAUACUUGUUCCGUCGUCCCACAUCGUGUCUGGAAGAGAUUCACCGAGGAUCAGCCAACACCAAAACCUCUCAAUGAGUACUCGCCGGAAACAAUCAAAUUCCUUCAAACCUGGGUACAUACCGCUCAUGGUGUCGAGAGUCGUCUCGAAAACAUGCUUCUCAAGUGGGAUGACCAAUCGAUUUGUUUCGACCGCCCGUCUACCAUCACUCUCAAGAAGAUCGCUCACGGGGGAGAGUUCUCAAGUAACAUGCAGAAGUUCUCGUAUCUCGAGGUUCCGGAGCAUUGGGCUGCACCAAAUGAAGAUGAUCUUGGAACAUGGAAAAACAUUAAACUCGAGGAGUGUUCAACCACCGACGGCAUGACAUACCGUUGCCCAGAGUCCGCCUUCAAAGAUUCUUGCUCGCAGAAAGAUUUGGAGAAAUGCUCGGAGAGAAUCGAGAUGGACUCAUCCGAUCAGUUUUUCACAAUGGUACGCCGAUUGGGACACAGUCAUGUCGUUGCAACACGCGCUCGCCGUGGUACAAUCAUCAGGAGUGGAAACGUCUUCGACAUGAAACCAGUGGAUCUUCCUGAACGGAUCUUCAAGCUGACCCUCGCCCCAACGGAUAUCAUGUCAAUCGGAGAACAAAUCUUGAAGAAUUGA